AUUUUGGAGACUUUCCGUGGCAUUUCUACUGUUACGACUUUUAUCUCACUAGUCAUGGGCUAAUCCUCUUCCCAGUAACGUUCAAGGCUCUUUGCCCACAAUCAGCAGCAACAUGUCGACAGCACCAAGGUUCCGUAAGGUGCAAACCUUCGAGACCGACUAUGCCCCGACGACAAUCACCCAAUACGUCUCAGAGCGUACUGGCAUGCAGGUCAUUGUGGCAGAUCGCAAGGGUCCGAAAAUCAACGGUUACUUUACCCUCGCUACCGAAAUCUUUGACGACUCCGGUGCCCCUCACACUCUGGAGCAUCUGGUCUUCAUGGGCUCCAAGAACUACCAAUACAAGGGUCUCUUGGACAAGCUAGCUGGACGUGCCUACUCUGGUACAAAUGCAUGGACUGCCGUUGACCAUACCGCUUAUACGCUUGAGACGGCUGGUUGGGACGGCUUCGCUCAGAUUCUACCCGUCUAUCUAGAGCACGUCAUUCUUCCUACUCUCACCGACGAUGGAUGCGUGACCGAAGUUCACCAUAUCGACGGCGAGGGCAACGAUGCGGGUGUGGUGUACUCCGAGAUGCAGGCUAUCCAGUACUCGAGCCAGGAGCUUAUGGACUUGCGUGCCCGUCGGUUGCUGUACCCCGAAAAUGUCGGAUUCCGCUACGAGACCGGCGGUAUGAUGGAUGCCCUCAGAGUGUUGACCCCAGACCGCAUCCGCGAGUUCCACAAGGCCAUGUAUCAACCUCAAAACCUGGCUGUCAUCAUUGUCGGCGAGGCGAACCAUGAGAAUCUUUUGGAUAUCUUGGAUAAGUUUGAGGAGAGCAUCAAGGACGACAUCCCCCCUCCUGACCCCAACUUCAAGCGCCCAUUUGUCGACUCUCCUCAACCGCCUCCCCUGAAGGAAACAGUUGUCGAGACUGUUGAGUUUCCUGAGGAGGAUGAGUCUACUGGCGAGAUCGUGAUGGCCUUCUUCGGUCCCAGCUGCGUUGACCAGUUGCAAGCAACGGCUCUCAACAUCUUGUUGACAUACCUCUGUGGCUCCUCCGUGUCUGUGAUCGAAAACACCAUUGUUGAGAAGGAGGAAUUGGCCAGCUCAGUGUCCUUCUGGUGGGAUACUCGCCCCAACUCCGUUAUCUGGUUCCAGCCAACCGGUGUCGCUACCGAGAAGCUCGCCUUUGUCGAGGAGCGCCUUAUUUCGCUUCUGAAGGAGGUUGCAUCCAAGCCACUCGAUAUGGGGUACAUGAAGGAGUGCAUCUCGCGCGAGUUGCGUCAGAUCAAGUACCAUGCUGAAGGUUCGGAACAGUUCUACUCCAGCAAUAUCAUCACCGACUACUUGUUUGGAAAGCGUGACGGCUCUACCCUGAGGGAACUUCAGACUUUGGGCGAGUACGAUGUCCUUGCUGGCUGGGAGGAGGAGCAGUGGCGUGACUUCCUCAAGAAGUGGAUUUCAGACGCACCUCACGUGUCCAUCCUGGGGAAGCCCUCUAUGGAACUCGCCAAGAAGCUCAAGAAGACAGAGAAGGAGCGUCUCGCCAAGAGGAGAGAAGAGUUGGGAGAGGAGGGCCUAAAGAAGCUGAAGGAGAAGGUUAAGAAGGCUAAGCAAAACAACGAGAAGCCUAUCCCUCCUGAGGUGCUCGAUCAGUGGCCGGUUCCUGACACAUCGUCCAUCCACUUCAUUGAGUCGUUGACAGCAAGAAGCGGCAAGGCCCGCAGCCUCGGAACUACCGAUAAAUCGGCCCAGAAGAUCAUUGAUGCGGCACCCCAAGGCGCUAAGCCUCUAUUUCUCCAGUUUGAGGACGUUCCUACCAACUUUGUACACCUUACUUUGCACGUCGGAACAUCGGCGACGCCCAACAGGCUCAAGCCUCUCCUCCCUCUGUUCGCAGACAACUUCUUCAACUCGCCGGUCAUGCGCGAUGGCAAACGCAUGGAGUUUGAAGAUGUUGUUAAGCAACUCGAGAAGGACACCAUCAGCUACCACCUGAACAGUGCUUCGCGCAUUGGUGAUAACGAAGGUAUGGCUCUGCAGUUCCAGGUGGAUCUCGACAAGUACACCACUAUGAUCAGCUGGCUUCGCACACUGAUGUUUGACAUCGUCUUCGAUCCCGUCCGUCUCAAGGCCGCUGUUGUCAAAGCCCUUGCCGAUAUUCCCGAGGCGAAAAGAGACGGCAGAGUCAUGUCUCGCGAAGUCGAUCAGUCCAUCCAUCUACUGCCGGAGUCUUACUCUGUCGCUAAGCGGACGCUCGUCAAGGCGGUUUACUACCGUCGCCUGAAGAAACUUCUCGAGAAGGAACCCGAGACCGUCGUCUCCUGGUUCGAGGAACUGCGCCGUAGUCUUUUCACCUUCGAGAACCUCCGCGUCCUUGUCAACGCCCACGUUGAGAAGCUCCCCAACCCCAUUGCGGCCUGGGACAGCUUCACCGAGAUCCCCGACCUCGACACCUCCAAGGAUCUCCUACCCGUCAUCCGCCCGCACCAGAUGCUGAGCGACGAGGGCAAGGCUCCCGGCUCCUUCGGCAGCGUCGUCAUCCCCAUGACCACGCUUGACUCCUCCUUCAGCGUCAGCACCGCCAGCGGCAUCAAGUCCUACUCCGAUCCCCGCUUGCCCGCCUACCUCGUCGCCCUCUCCUACCUCGAGACCACCGAGGGUCCCUUGUGGAACGCCGUCCGCGGCAACGGUCUCGCCUACGGCGUCCACUUUGGCCGCGAGUCCGACUCGGGCUACAUCCAGUUCCACGUGUACCGGUCGCCCGAUGCCAGCAAGGCCAUCGAGGCCAGCAGGAACACGGUGGCCAAGAUCGCUUCCGGUGAGGAGCCGCUGGACAAGCAUCUGGUCGAGGGCGCCAUCAGCGGUCUGGUGCUGGCUGUCGCGGACGAGCAGGCUACCAUGACGGCGGCGGCGCAGCAGAACUUUGUGAGCAACGUCAUCCGCGGUCAGGAGCCCGGUUGGAACAAGAAGCUUCUGGCGCGCAUUCGCGAGGUGACGGGCGAUCAGAUUCGCGAGGCUUUGAGGGAGCUUGUCUUGCCCGUCUUUGAGCCGGGCAAGAGUAACGUUGUUGUUACUUGUGCUCCUAUUAUGGAAGAGAACAUGGUCAAGAAUCUUGAGGCCAUCGGGUACAAGACCCAAGUCCAGCCUCUUACGCACUUCUACGAUGACUACGGCUUGAAGGCUGACGAGGACGAGGAGGAUGAAGAGGAAGAGGAGGAUGAGGAUGAUGAUGAUCAUCAUCACCAUCACGGCUGCGGAAGCGAGUGCGAGAGCGAGUGCGGAAGCGAAUGUGACUCGGAUGAGGAAAUGUCGGACUAAGAUGUCUUGACCUGUGUCAUCUGAUAAACUACCAUCUUUCUGUGGAGACCACAAAUACUCUACUAGAAUAAUUGAACAUUGUUAGAAACGUUGGUAAGGGCUGGGCGAGGCGUAGGUGAUUGAGGCUAAGCGUGAACUAAGCGUAAGUUUGAUGGCCCCAGUGAAG
Neurospora tetraspora is the source of this 3470-nucleotide messenger RNA. RefSeq names its product Metalloenzyme, LuxS/M16 peptidase-like protein. Gene Ontology annotation, biological process: proteolysis. Lineage: Eukaryota; Fungi; Ascomycota; Sordariomycetes; Sordariales; Sordariaceae. Gene Ontology annotation, molecular function: metal ion binding. Bases 113 to 3304 code for a protein of 1063 amino acids. The record is from RefSeq and is a predicted model, not a curated record. The transcript has 2 exons.